Otolemur garnettii (small-eared galago) is the source of this 827-nucleotide messenger RNA. RefSeq names its product nuclear receptor 2C2 associated protein (gene NR2C2AP). Lineage: Eukaryota; Metazoa; Chordata; Mammalia; Primates; Galagidae. The transcript has 5 exons. The coding region runs from base 341 to 763 and encodes 140 amino acids. The record is from RefSeq and is a predicted model, not a curated record.
CCCAGGUUUUGGUUUGCAGAGUUGAUCCGGGAGAAACUGAGGUUCGGAUAGGGGACGACCGUCCCCCAAACCCGCGGGAAACUUGUUUCCUGUGAAAAGCCUAACCUCUGGUCAUUGGCAUUUUCUCCGAUCACCACUCCUAAAUUGUUCUGGCCUGUGGGAGGGUGAUCGAGACAUUUAGGACUGGGACAGGCAAGGGAGUUACGGCUCAAGGCCAGAGUUAACAGGUAAGGAUGUGCAGGCCAGGGACGUGGUCAAGGUUGUAACCGCUGUGGCUGAGGUGGUGUCAGGAGUCAAACCCAAGUUGAGCCCAGACCCUGAGAGCUCCUGUGGAACCGAGAUGACCCACUCUUUGGUUUGUCCAGAGACAGUAAGCAGGGUGAGUUCCGUGCUGAAUCGCAAUACUCGGCAGUUUGGAAAGAAACACCUGUUCGAUCAGGAUGAGGAGACGUGCUGGAACUCUGAUCAGGGCCCCUCCCAGUGGGUGAUAUUAGAGUUUCCCCAGCGUGUCUGUGUCUCCCAGCUGCAGAUCCAGUUCCAGGGGGGCUUUUCCAGUCGCCACUGCUGCCUAGAAGGUUCACAGGGAAAUGAAGCUCUGAGCAAGAUUGUGGAUUUCUAUCCUGAGGAUAGCAACUCACUUCAGACUUUCUCUGUGCCAGCUGCUGAAGUAGACCGGCUGAAGGUAACAUUUGAGGAUGCUACUGACUUUUUUGGCCGUGUGGUCAUCUACCACCUGCGGGUACUGGGAAAGAAGAAAGUCUAAGACCUCCUCCAGGAAGCCCUUGGGGGAAACAAAGCAAUACAGUGAAGUCCUUCAAGUUCUGCAC